Messenger RNA from Nomia melanderi (Alkali bee), 2460 nucleotides. It is a transcript of the gene RpA-70, whose product is annotated as replication protein A 70. Gene Ontology annotation, molecular function: DNA binding. The record is from RefSeq and is a predicted model, not a curated record. NCBI's taxonomy places the organism in Eukaryota, Metazoa, Arthropoda, Insecta, Hymenoptera, Halictidae. Gene Ontology annotation, cellular component: nucleus. Gene Ontology annotation, biological process: DNA recombination; DNA replication; DNA repair.
GGCAACGCGUAAUAACUUAAAAUCCAGCAAACUCGAAUGCAUUUGCGUAAAUUAAUAAUCAUAUAGAACGUUUACGAAGAAAUUAAUUAUAGCAGUGUAUAACUCACUGGCGAAGUGAAUUUCAUAUAUUCAUAGUUUCGGUGACCUCGUCAAACAAUAAUACGUUACUACGUAAUAACUAUUCCAAUGAGUCAUUCCGAAUACGUAGGCGCCAUAGAAUCUAUAAUAGAUUAUAUUACGCUGUAAGAUUAUACAUGGAAUUGUUUGACAUGUGGUUUCAUGUGCUUGACAGUAAGUCACGGUUAUUGAUAAAGGAAACCAAUAAGGAAUCGAAUACUCAUAAUGUGUAAUCCAUGUAUAAACAUCAAUAUUAAAUAGCCGCCUGGUGAUAUUAAUCAAUAUGCCCAACCUAGGAAAUGUAUCUUAAAAGUGGGGAGCUGUCAUCACGUUGACCUCAUUCAAUUACGUAUCAAAAAGUUAUACAUUAACCGGUGAAAACAUCACUGAUUUCUGAGCACGUUUUGUUAUUUGUUAUUGUUCAAAAUGCAUUCGCUUACCGAAGGAGCAUUAGAUAAAAUAAUGAAUGGCAUUGAUGUUGAUAAGCCUGUACUCCAAAUUUUGGGACAUAAAAAGCUUGCAAGUACAAAUAGUGGGGAACGCUAUAGACUACUUGUAUCCGAUGGAAAAAGCAUAAACUCAUUUUCAAUGUUAGCUACUCAGUUAAAUUCAAUGAUCACAGAUAAUAUACUAACUGAGUUUUCUAUUUGUCAGAUAAAUAGAUAUGCAAUAAGUAUGGUGAACAAUGCUGGGAAACAAAAACGUGUGAUGGUGAUAUUAAACAUCGAUGUAAAGGUUCCUGGUAAUGAAGUUGGCCAUAGAAUUGGUAAUCCAAUUAAUGCUGACUUUGAAGGUGAUUCUAAGCCAGCACAAUCAGCACAACCAGGACGAUCAGUACAGUCUCCACCCAAGCAAAAAAAUAAUUAUGCACAAAAGAGUAGCACAAACCAAGCUUCUACGAAUGAUAUAUCAACAGUUCCAAUUGUUGCACUGAGUCCUUAUCAGAAUAGAUGGGUAAUAAAAGCACGAGUUGUUAGUAAAUCUGGUAUUAGAACAUGGAGCAACUCACGUGGUGAAGGAAAGUUAUUUUCCAUGGAUAUAGUUGAUGAGAGUGGGGAAAUCAGGUGUACAGCAUUCAGAGAUCAGUGCGAUAAAUUCUAUGAUAUGCUUGAGGUUGGAAAAGUAUAUUAUAUUUCUAGAGCCACUUUAAAAACAGCGAAUAAACAGUUUAACAAUCUUAAAAAUGAUUAUGAAAUGACUCUAAUCGGAGACUCAGAAAUCAUUCCAUGUUAUGAUGCUGGAAAUGAAAUUCCUUCCCUUCGGUUUGACUUUAUGCCAAUAAGUCAAGUCGAAAAUAAAGAAAAAAAUGAUAUCAUGGAUAUUUUGGGUGUUGUUAAGUCUUGUAGUGAUCUUCAAGUAUUAACUUCACGAACCACGGGUAGAGAAAUGAAAAAGAAAGAUGUUAAUCUUGUAGAUGAAAGCAAUACGAUGGUAUGUCUUACAUUGUGGGGUUCACAAGCUGAAGAUUUUGAUGGAUCCAUGAAUCCGGUUCUAGCAAUAAAAGGAGCUCGAGUUGGUGAAUUUAAUGGAGGGAAAAAUCUAUCUACUAUUAGUUCCACAGUUCUUCAAGUUGAUCCAGAUAUCCCAGAGGCGCACAGAUUACGUGGUUGGUUCAAUACAGUCGGCCGCAAUGAAGAAAUCAGAGCAAUUUCUAGAGGACUUGGAGAUGCUGGGGGUGGUGUAAGUGGACCGUUCCUCACAUUCAAGGAAGCUAAAGACAAAGAGUUAGGUUACAAUGGUCCUGAUGUAUACACAGUCAAAGCAACUGUGAAUAUGAUUCGCGUUGAAAAUUCUCUUUACAAAUCCUGCCCUACUGAGAGUUGUAAAAAGAAGUUAAUUGAUCAAGCUAACGAUAUGUACAGAUGCGAGAAAUGUGAUAAAGAAUUCCCCAAUUACAGAUAUCGUUUAUUAGCUAGCUUAAGUUUAGCAGACUGGACAGGUCAUCAAUGGGCCACAGCAUUCAGUGAGGAGGCAGAAAAAAUGAUUGGUAUUACAGCUCAAGAACUUGGAGAAUUAAAAGAAAAUGAUAAUGAAGCAUUUCUCGAAAAAUUCGCUAAUGCAACGUUUAAGAGUUUCAUAUUUAAGUUACGAGUUAAAAUGGAAGAAUUCAACGAUGAAAAGAGGUUGAAAGCAACUUGCCUCGGUGUAUCCCCGGUGGAUUACAAAGUCUAUAAUGAUCACUUAUUAACUCAAAUCAAGGAACUAGCUGGUAUCGGGAAGGCUUAAACCUUUGGUUAUUUGUAUUUGUAAUACAGCUGUAUAAUUAUUCUAAGUUCAAUUUUUGUAUUUAUAAAGCGAGUAUUUUUUAUAUUAUUAAUUCAUUUUGUAUGUAAUAAAAACAGA